Nyctereutes procyonoides (raccoon dog) is the source of this 3089-nucleotide messenger RNA. RefSeq names its product short stature homeobox 2 (gene SHOX2). Lineage: Eukaryota; Metazoa; Chordata; Mammalia; Carnivora; Canidae. Gene Ontology annotation, biological process: regulation of transcription by RNA polymerase II. The transcript has 5 exons. Gene Ontology annotation, cellular component: nucleus. The coding region runs from base 18 to 1028 and encodes 336 amino acids. The record is from RefSeq and is a predicted model, not a curated record. Gene Ontology annotation, molecular function: DNA-binding transcription factor activity, RNA polymerase II-specific; sequence-specific double-stranded DNA binding.
GGCCGGCGUCCGCGGCGAUGGAGGAGCUCACGGCCUUCGUCUCCAAGUCGUUUGACCAGAAAGUGAAGGAGAAGAAGGAGGCGAUCACGUACCGGGAGGUGCUGGAGAGCGGGCCGCUGCGCGGGGCCAAGGAGCCGACGGGCGGCGCCGAGCCGGGCCGCGACGAGCGCAGCAGCCCCGCAGUCCGGGCGGCCGGCGGAGGCGGCGGCGGAGGAGGCGGAGGCGGAGGCGCAGGCGGAGGCGGCGGAGGAGGCGGAGGAGGCGCGGGAGGAGGAGGAGCGGGCGGCGGCGCUGGAGGAGGGCGCUCUCCCGCCCGGGAGCUGGACAUGGGCGCCGCCGAGAGGAGCCGGGAGCCGGGCAGCCCGCGGCUCACCGAGGUGUCCCCGGAGCUGAAGGAGCGCAAGGAGGAUGCGAAAGGGAUGGAGGACGAAGGCCAGACCAAAAUCAAGCAGAGGCGAAGUCGGACCAAUUUCACUCUGGAACAACUCAACGAACUGGAGAGGCUUUUUGAUGAGACCCACUACCCGGACGCUUUCAUGCGCGAGGAACUGAGCCAGCGGCUGGGGCUGUCCGAGGCCCGCGUGCAGGUUUGGUUUCAAAAUCGACGAGCUAAAUGUAGAAAACAAGAAAAUCAACUCCAUAAAGGUGUUCUCAUAGGGGCUGCCAGCCAGUUUGAAGCUUGUAGAGUUGCACCCUAUGUCAACGUAGGUGCUUUAAGGAUGCCAUUUCAACAGGAUAGUCAUUGCAACGUGACGCCCUUGUCCUUUCAGGUUCAGGCGCAGCUGCAGCUGGACAGCGCCGUGGCGCACGCGCACCACCACCUGCACCCGCACCUGGCCGCGCACGCGCCCUACAUGAUGUUCCCGGCGCCGCCCUUCGGACUGCCGCUGGCCACCCUGGCCGCCGACUCGGCCUCCGCCGCCUCCGUGGUGGCCGCCGCCGCCGCCGCCAAGACCACCAGCAAGAACUCGAGCAUCGCCGAUCUCAGACUGAAAGCCAAAAAGCACGCCGCCGCCCUGGGCCUGUGACGCCCGCGGCCGCCCCGCGCCCCCUCCGCGCCCGCUGCUCGCCCGGCCCGCGCCCUCCCUGCGCCCUGCGCCCUCCGCCCUGCGCCCUCCGCCCUGCGCCCUGCGCCCGCCCCGGCCUCGACCUCCGCGCCCCUCCGGCCCCCCCACCCCGGCGCCUGCUCCGGCUGCGGCCGCACCUGCCCCGGGGCGAGCGCGCACCUGCCCCGGGGCGAGCGCGCACCUGCCCGGGGCGCGGGGGCGGCCUGCGGAGAGCCCAGGCGCCCGGCCACCGCACAGCUGCCACCACGGACUCGCGGAGAAACAAAAAAAAUCCUGUUAAUAAAAAAUAAGCAAAAAAAAAAAAAAAAAAAAAAAAGUAGCAAAGAUAAACAAGAAAGAAAAGAAAUAAAAAGAGAGAGAGAGAGAAAGGGAACUUAUUGCUAUUUGGCAGAAGUCGAAAUCGGAGGAAGAACCAAGGAGCAAAAAAAAAAAAAAAAAAAAACAUUUAAAGAAAAAAGUAUUUUAUACGUUUGAAAAUAUGGAAAAAAAUAAUAACCCGGACGAGAAUCUUGAGAGAAUGGAGAGAAUGGAAGGGGGUGGGAGGGGGAGAGGGGAGUUACCAACUUAAAGUGUAUGGUAUGGUUUGUUGUUGUUUUUGUUUUUUUUAAAUGGGCCCCCCCCCAAAAAAGGGCAAAACAGAAGGAAGAGGUAUACUUAUUUAAAGAAUUAAGAUUUUAAAAGUGCGCAGCUGGGAAGUUCACAGGUUUUGAAACUGACCUUUUUCUGCGAAGUUCACUUUAAUACAAGAAAUUUGAUAAGAGAGGCGGGCCUCCUUUUACAUUGAAUCAGAUGCUUUGAGUUAAAAAAAAAAAAACACCACCACGGAUGGAAGAGUAAGAAGAGGGAAAGACAGUAUCAAAACGAGGAGAGGAGAAAAAUGAUAUUAACACAAAAAAUGUUGCCGCAGACAAUGAUUUCUCUGAGAAAUUAUGACAGCAGCACUGCCCAGACUGCUGACCGUGACUCCGGUUUUGCAUGUUCCUUGUGUUCCACUGAUGACGUCCCUCUGCUCCCUGCUUUACUCACGUGCACUUACUCCAUGUUCAUCUUCAGUACGAAAAACAAUACCGAAAGCAUCUGGAAAUUGAUAUAUAUCAAAUCUAUAAUUUUUUCGCCCCGUCUUUGAUCCUGUCGGACAAAAGAAAAAGGUCGGAAGGGGAAAAAAUUUACACUCUGUCCCAAGAAGACGGAGGUGGGCAGAAAAUGUGGGGAAAGGAAAAAGAGACGAAGACCAAAUGAAAUAAUAAAGGUACAGCGCCUCCAAGGCUCCCGGCACACAGUAGGCGCUCAAUCAGUGUCAGUCCCCUCUCCUCCCUCCUUUCUUGUAUUCCCUCCUGCUGACUUCCUGACGUCCCGUUUGGGAACCUUGCUUUACUUCCCCCUCUCUAUCCCGUCACACUCACCUUAAAUAACACCCAACUCCAUACAGGCAGUAGGUUUGUGUAAAAUAUGUUGAUACACACGAACAAAGUUUAUUUUGGCUAUGAUGUGUGAACUGAUGGUUGACUUUCAACAUUUGCAUUUUAUCUCACAAAGGUGUAUAUUCAAGUAAUUUUUUUUUGUUUCAAUUCAUGUAACUAUUUAAAGUGGGGUACCCUGGACUAAGCAAUCUGUAUCCCAAACACUAGAAAGCCGCCUUAGUCUUGUUUUUUGUUUGUUUGUUUUGGGUUUUUUUUUUUUUCUAAUUUACAAGAAAGAGGAAAAGCUCUUUUGACUGAACUUUGGUAUACGGUUGAGCUUUGUAACUAUUUGUUCUCCAUGAAAACAAAGUUAUUUAUAUUUGCCAUAUUUUUUCUAGUGUAUUAAGUUAUUUUAAACAGAAGAAGAUGCUGUUAUUUCAUGAUGUGUUGUUGGUACAAAAUGUUUCGAUUUCACCUCUGUUAAACCUUUUAAAUAAGUGCCAAGUUAUUAAUUGAAGACACUUUGCGAUCAAUCGAAUGAAAAUAGUAUUGUUUCAUUUGAUGGGGUUCGCGUCAUCUUUGUUCCUGUUCCUAUUAAACUAUCCGGGAUAGUCUUUCCUUC